CGUCUCGUAAGACAAUGAAUGGUUCAUACGUCCUUAAGCAACGGCUCAUACGGCCGUAAACGCGGCCUCCCCAUUAUGACGACAGAAGAAAAGUCAAAUUCUGCGCUACAAUGACGAGUGGCAACGCAGGCAGCUGGGCAACACGACGUCGAAUGCGGGAGCAGCAGCACCAGCGCGUUUGCGCAGUAGCGCUGUGGGAGGAGACGACGACGCUCGAACCAUUGCCGACGACGACAGCGUCAGGGAACUCCGACAACGACGGCGCAGGGUACGCAUAAACAGCUUCGCUGUAAAAGAACAAGCGGAAGCAAACGACAGACGGGACCCAAGAGGAAGGCGUCAUCGCCGAUUGGUGUCGUCCACCCCGUCCUGUGGCAGCGUGCGCAAGCGUCCGAGUGGCGACCGCCGAGCUCAUUCUUGUCUAACGCAAUUCGUCGAAGGCGACAGCUGCGUUGCACUGGCCGGACAUCGUAUAAUCGUGAGGCACGCGAAAAAGACGAUCGCCCCGCAGCACGAGACCACGCGCACUUGGUAGAGGGCAGAAAUUGCGCUGGUUUGGACCAGAAGCCGGGAGCACAAGGACGAAGAAGAAGAAGAAAAGAAGAAGUGUUCGGUGGCACCUGCCCGGUCCUCGGAAGCGCAAGCACAGACCUUUCGACAGUCAUGCUCUUCGCCCUCGCAGUUGUCGCCGCAGCAUUCCUAUUCAUGCUCAAGAAGGUCUCCUGGACUGUGGUGAAGAGCACCAGGCUGCUUCUUGGGCAUUGCUUUCACUGCCUCAUCGAAUGCACUGCCAUGGACCUCAUAAGUCAGGGCUCUGAACACCUGUCUGCGAACAUAGACGAAGCGUUCGCAAGCCUGCUCGCAGCCUGCGGUCAGCAGUCAUUCGCGACGUUUGACCAGCUCUUCAGCCACAUUGUUUUAAAGGAGGAAGGCAAGUUCGAGAAGAUUGCCGAGGGCAACAACUCGGAGGUCUUCCGCAUCCAGACUUAUACGGGCGACAGCGUGCUCAAGGUGGUGAAGCUCGGCUACACGCAAGAGUCGCAGCAUCGCCUCUUGACCGAAAUGAAGAUAGCCUCGAGGCUCACAGCGCUAAGAGACAGGCUGGACUUCUUCACGAAGGGCUUCGUCGAACUCAAGAGCGUCACUUGCGUGUUCGACAAAUGCCCCGCAGAACUCCUCGAGGCCCGAGAACAAGCAGCCCGAACGCUACAUGAUGAGCGCCGAGACGGAAAUGAGUCGGCUCGAACACCACGAGCGUACCUGGUCUGGCACAUGUCAUACGGCGGCGUUCCUCUCGACAAGAUCGAGCUCAACCGUGUCAAGCUGGUGGAGAAAGACAUGGAGGAGCUAAAGGGAGCACGCGACGAAGCUGUCGAGUUCUUGAAGCUUGAAAACGACAUUGCUGUGAUCGAGAACCAGAUUUUCAAGUUCUACAGACUUCAAAAACUCGUUCCUGAAAAGGAAGCCAAGCUGAAACAGCUUGAAGCCGAGAUGACAAAAGUCAGCCAGCAGUACCAGGAGGCCCAAGAACAGCUUCGGGCCGACCGACAUCGGAUCGAAGAGCUUCGCUCCAAUGCCCAGGCCAACAGGUCACGGUCGCGAGUCCUCGAUUCGCUUCUGCAGGCUAAGAAGUCUGAGCAGCUGCCAGGUGUCAUUGGACGUCUUCGCACCUCGUGUAAAAAAUUAGGGGCGAAGACAACGACGAACGUGGGGUUCAAGCUCCGGGCCUCCAGCCUCCUGCUUCUCCUGGUGCUAUCAACUUUACCCGGCUGUAGAAGCAUCAUACUGGCCACCAAGAAACUGCAGGUGCAUCAUGUAGAACUCCAUGAUUCUUUUGUGAUGCCUUGCGCGGCCAAGGCAGGCAUACAUGUUUCGAAGGCUCGAUGGAGUGACCAGGCUGGGGGCACGGCGUGGCUCAACGAGGCGGUAGCAUCAAAGAGCACGGGUUGCCUGUGGUUUCCAGAGGUCACGGCCGUCCUAAGCGGCCACUACGUGUGCACGGGAUACGUGCAGUUGCCACGCGGCGAGGCGCACAUCAUGGUUCGCCACGAGAUCCAAGUGUUUGAGGGCGACAGGAACGGAACCGGAUGUCGCGGGGGAUAUGUGGUGAACGACCGCCGCUGCUACGUAUGCCGACCUGGAUACUACAGCCCUGGCGGUCUGUUCCGCGACUGCAUCCCCUGCGACUUCGGCUCCUACACCGUGCAGCAUGGCUCGCCCUUGUGCCUUCGGUGUCCGCCCGGCAUGACCACCUAUCGGCAGGGAAGCACCUCACCCAAGGAUCGCGAAGUGACCUGGGUGAUCUAUGCUUUCCUGUUUGGAAUAGCGAGCUUGACGUCACUGGUCCUCCUUAUAUGGGUGUCAAAAGCCUGGUCAUCCCAAUGGGAGGUUGGGACCGUCAACAGGGAGGACAAGCGUUCACGCUGCUUUCAGCCCAAGGUUCUUCCGCCUACUCGUAGCAGAGCUUCGGACCGACCCGUGAUGACGCGCCGUUCUGGAAAGUCGGCGACAGUGCAAGAGCAGCAGCCGCUCUUGGCGGCGACGACGGCUGCGUCGCGGCAAGUUGGAGCCACUCAGACUGACGGCCACUUCCACGUAGGCUCAGCGCACCGCGGAGUUCAAACGAAGCCCUGCGAUACAAAGCCUCGAGCGGUACCCUCAGGAGUCGGCACUCACCGGCAGCCGAGUACAGAGUGGGCAGCCAGUCGACGAAGUGCACGGGUCGGGACAUGACCACGCGGGAACCGGGCUCGAGCAGCGGGCUCCACACCAGCGCCGGCACACGGAUUCCGCCCUCCCACAGCGUGCCCUUGACGCCUCGCAGCGGCCAGUUGGAGCCAGCGUUCGAGAACGUUCCCCACGGCAUGCCCCCGUUGUCGCUGGUGAACACGAUGACGCUGUUGGCGAGCAUGCGACGUCUGUGCAGGGCCUGAACGAUGCGGCCGACGGACUCGUCCAAUGCGUCCACCGCACCUGGUGAGAGACAGCCGCAAUACGCCAGGUUUAGCUUGACGUACUCGUAAUGUGAACAAAGGAGGUUAUUGCAGCCACUGAAAAAACACUUUUAAAGAAGCACUACGAGUAAGCAUCAAACGUACAUUGAGUGGGAUUCGUCGUGUACAACAACUAUAAAGGCACACCAACAAGCGACGUUAAGCUUAGUCUGCUGAAGCGUCCUUCAGGGCUAUCGUAUUUGUUCGAAUAAAGGUCGACCUUUUUUUCCUUU
This is a messenger RNA of Dermacentor albipictus, 3226 nucleotides long. NCBI's taxonomy places the organism in Eukaryota, Metazoa, Arthropoda, Arachnida, Ixodida, Ixodidae. The record is from RefSeq and is a predicted model, not a curated record.